Messenger RNA from Paraglomus brasilianum, 197 nucleotides. The record is from the annotation of a GenBank genome assembly. Lineage: Eukaryota; Fungi; Glomeromycota; Glomeromycetes; Paraglomerales; Paraglomeraceae.
CAAUAACACUAUUUCCAAAUGAAGAAGCAUAUAAUAAAAGAAUGUCGAGAUAUAGGAAAUGGUAUCAAGGUAAAAAGGAGCUACUUACCAGUGUAGAAGAUUUAUAUAAUCUUUAUUAUAAGCUAUCCAAAAAAGAUAGGCCUAUGACUGAAACAGAGAUUGAGGAAGCCGUUGAAGAUGUACUUAUAGACGAAUAG